Messenger RNA from Dermochelys coriacea (leatherback sea turtle), 1222 nucleotides. Its product is annotated as olfactory receptor 1020-like. Gene Ontology annotation, cellular component: membrane. Gene Ontology annotation, biological process: G protein-coupled receptor signaling pathway. The transcript has 3 exons. Lineage: Eukaryota; Metazoa; Chordata; Testudines; Dermochelyidae. The coding region runs from base 155 to 1117 and encodes 320 amino acids. Gene Ontology annotation, molecular function: G protein-coupled receptor activity; olfactory receptor activity. The record is from RefSeq and is a predicted model, not a curated record.
AAGAACUGCUGAGAGGAGUACCUUUUGCUUCAGCAACAGAUUGUUACUGGGAACAUGAAAGCACAUGAAUGCAGUGGGGAGAGAAGAUGGACUGAAUAACCUGGAUCAUGGUGUCUGAAAUCCUGAGUGAGGAGGUGACAGACUCCACCUGCUGAUGGAGACGUGUACCAUGGCAAACCCAGAACAGGGAAAUCAAACAUCCAUCACAGAAUUCAUCCUCCUGGGAUUCAGCACUUUCCCUGAACUUCAGAUCCUUUUCCUGCUGUUUCUCAUGAUCUACGUUGCAACCAUGGCCAUUAACCUCCUCAUCGUGGCACUAGUUGUGACUGAUCAGCACCUUCACACCCCCAUGUACUUCUUCCUGGGGAACUUGUCCUGCUUGGAGACCUACUACACCUCGACCAUCCUGCCCAGGAUGCUGGUCAGUCUCCUGACUGAGGACAGGACUAUUUCAUUCAAUGCAUGUGUCACACAGUAUUAUUUCUUUGGUUCUAUGGCUGCCACAGAAUGCCUUCUCUUAGCUGUGAUGUCUUAUGAUCGGUAUUUAGCCAUCCACAAACCACUUCACUAUGCAGUCUAUAUGAGAGGCAGGUCUUGCCUCCAGCUUGCAGGUGGCGCUUGGAUAGGUGGCUUCCUAGGUAAUAGCAUAACAACAUUGUCAAUAUCACAGUUAGCUUUCUGUGGCCCCAAUGGUAUUGACCAUUUCUUUUGUGAUCUUAUCCCCCUCGUAAAACUCUCCUGCAAUGAUCCUCAGCUGAUGGAAAUGUUGACUUUCACACUCUGCUUGAUUUUCACACUGGUCCCAUUCCUACUUACCUUGAUGUCCUACAUCUGCAUCAUUGUGACCAUCCUAAGAAUCCCUUCCACCACUGGGAGGCAAAAGGCCUUUUCCACCUGCUCCUCCCACCUCAUUGUGGUGACUAUUUAUUAUGGAACUCUACUGAUUGCCUAUAUGUUCCCAACAACCAACACACUGAGAGACUUCAAUAAAAUUCUCUCUGUCUUCUACACUAUCCUGACUCCCCUGGUCAAUCCCCUCAUCUACAGCGUGAGAAACAAAGAGAUCAAGGAGGCCCUGAGGAAAGCUCACAGGAAAUGCAGGUUUGGACAAUGCUAGCUGAUCAGUUUCCUUAGGUUAAAAUGAAAUAGGUUUGAUUCUGCCCCUAAAAUCAGACCACUAAAGUUAAAAGGUCACAUUUCUAUUCUCUUCAAUGGGCUUCAU